AUGGAAACUGAAACAAUCAUUUAUCCAAGAUCUGAGCCACGUGGAGAUUUAAAGAAAGCUGUGGAGAUUUUUUGUAAUUGGUUGGAAGAAAGAGUAGAACACGAGGAAAAAAUGUUGACAGAAAAAGGAAUUGGUAAUAUAUGGGUUGGUCUGAUUGGGCAUUCUAUGGGUGGACUUUUAGGCGCUGAUGCUAUAAUAAGAUUUUCAAAUCAAUUAAAACAACCAAAAAUAAUUGGAUUAUUAACUUUUGAUUCGCCAUUUUAUGGAGUAAACAGCGAUGUCUUCUCCAGAGCAGCAUUAGAAAGAGUAUCGGGAGUUACUACAAAACUUAAAGAAACAUAUUCAAUAUUUACAGCUACAAAAGAAUUUGUUUCAACAGUUUCUGCCUCAAAAGCAACAGCAGCUGCAGCUAUAGCUGCUUCUACUACCUCAACUGCUUCAAAAUCUGGCGGAUUUGGUGGUUGGGGUAUGGCAUUAGUUGGUGCAGCAGCUAUCGGAGCAGGUGCUACAGCAUAUUUACAUAAAGAAAAAGUUAUCACUUAG
Entrophospora sp. SA101 is the source of this 543-nucleotide messenger RNA. The record is from the annotation of a GenBank genome assembly. NCBI's taxonomy places the organism in Eukaryota, Fungi, Glomeromycota, Glomeromycetes, Entrophosporales, Entrophosporaceae.